AUGUUCAUGUUUGUUGGCGCCAUAAUGUUGGAUGAAACAGGAAUGUCAAAUGAAAGACGUGGCAUCAAGGCAGGGCUGAUGCUGGUGCCACUUUUUGGCAUUCAGCUCUUCUUCACCAUCUACUCGCCUAACCUCUCAUCUACCUGGUUCAACUUCAUCCACACCUUCCAGAUCAUUGUCACAAAUUCACAGAUGAUCGUGCACAUAAAAAGAGAGUUGUUAGGGCGUUUGGGCCAACCCAGUAAAAGUAGAGCCGUAGUUACCAACUUCACUCACGGAACCAGCAUCGACGACAUGAAUCAUGAUAACGAUGACAACAACAACAAUAAUAAUAAUAAUAACAGUAAAUAUAAUAAUAAUAAAAUUUACAAUAAUAAUAAUAAUAAUAAUAAUAAUAAAAUCAAUAUCAAACGUGAGGAGCUGAUCCCUAUGAAUAGCAUUCCGAAGAGUAGCAGUAAAAAUAGUAAUAAUAGUAAUAAAAAUAACAAUAAUAGUAAUAAUAAUAAUUAUGAUGAUAAUGAUAAAGAGCUUUUAUGA
Messenger RNA from Helobdella robusta, 537 nucleotides. RefSeq lists its product as hypothetical. The record is from RefSeq and is a predicted model, not a curated record. Lineage: Eukaryota; Metazoa; Annelida; Clitellata; Rhynchobdellida; Glossiphoniidae. The transcript has 3 exons. The coding region runs from base 1 to 537 and encodes 178 amino acids.